AUGGCUUUGUUUAUGUCUAUGUCUAGGGAAAGAUCAAGAGGACGGUCUACAGUGACAGCAAGGUCAAUUUCUGCUGAUCGAGAUAGCGAACAAGGAGAGAACAAUAGGCAAACGCUUGGACCCUCGUUCUACUCUUCAUCUGCAGUUGCUACGAACGACCCAACUAAACAGAAGAUCCUUGAAGAGAUUGAAAAAAAGGAGCAACUAGUGACAUUCAAUUCACAGGCAAUAGAUAGGGAUUUAUUGAAAUGCAACAAUGGAGCAAUUGAUAAGGUCCUACCGACGGUAAAGAUCCUCAGGAAUGUGAGCCAUGCUAAAGAAUUCAUUGAAAAUGCAGCUAGCGUGAGCGACAUUACGACCACGGACCUUGACGACGCAGAGAAAUUGUCACCUAUAAAGCAGGGAAGGAAGUGUGAAAUAAGUGAAUCUACAGGUCGGGGGAAACAAAGCGAUGGACUAAGCGAGUCUGAAAAAAGCUCAAAUAAAAUGCAUUUGGCUAAAACAAAGUACAACAAAUCCUCUUUAUCAGAGGUGAACGAGGAGUUCAACGAUUUCCCUUCUAGUUCCGCCGGAGUUGAUAGCAGCAAGAGUUCAAGGGGACCGGCUAAUGCAGAUGUUAAUACUGUCAGCUACUUGGAGCCUUCCUCAGAGAUCAAACAUCUUUUGCAAACUGAAUCAGGGCCGGAUGAUAAUAUGACGAGUAGUAUGAACGAGUCGGAACUAAAUGUUGAAGAUGAAUCUACUGGAAAAGUAUUACAUAAAGUGAUCAAUUCUCCUAGGAUACGUACAAAGAGGGGUGCAGAUUCAGAUGAAGAUCUCAGUAUAGAAACUAAAAGGAGCAGGAUUGUGGAUGAACUUAUUAAGAAAUAUGAUUCCCCUCCCUGGGAAGAUCCUCCAGAAUUGGAAUCCGAGAAGAAGAGAAAUCGAUCUAGAUCGAGAUCGAGAUCGAGAUCAAGAUCAAGAUCAGAAUCCAAUUCACAACUAAGUUCAAACUCGCCUGAAAGGUUUCCCCGAUCCCCGAAAUACGGCGCUCAAGGGAAGCUUUUGCGAAGUGAUCGAGGCCGAAAAUUGGCUUUGGAUUACGCUAGAGUGGAACUGACUCAGACGCACCCUGUUCUCUCGCUGUCGGGUGCCCGGAAGGAGGACCAAUCACAGGUAGUAGGCUCUGCAGCAGACUCGGUUCCGGCGUCAGAGGACUCCAGCUUUAAUAACUAUUCUUCAAACACAUCCUCGACGCUCGAGCCCCCAGUACUAUCUACCGAAAAACUUGCGCUUAGCAAGAAACUCUCGGAUAAAUCGGACGAUUCCCCUAUGGUGGAGGCAGUUAGAAGGCUCCGAGCGAUGGAGAAAGAAUUCGGGUUAAGCGACGAUGAUGGUGAUCAAUUUGACAGUCCUCCGGUAUUGUUGACAGAGGUGAUACAGGGCGAUACUGGUGAGAAAAGUGAUACCAGAAAGGUAGACGAUACUAAACCUACAAAUGGUGUCACUGAAGUUCAUAGUCCAUUCCUUGAGUGA
Molecule: messenger RNA, 1515 nt
Organism: Brettanomyces nanus
Lineage: Eukaryota; Fungi; Ascomycota; Pichiomycetes; Pichiales; Pichiaceae
Exons: 1
Coding region: 1-1515 (504 amino acids)
Biological process (GO): attachment of spindle microtubules to kinetochore
Cellular component (GO): DASH complex; mitotic spindle
Source: RefSeq, a predicted model, not a curated record